CGCUGUGACAGGCUCAGCCAGGCUUGCACGGCCCCCGCCGCGGCCGGCAGCAGACCGGGCUCGUCCCCUGGGCAGGCGAGGGAGAGCCCGGGAAGGGCUGCGGGGCUUUGCCCGAGCAGUAGGUGGGGAGCAGGGAGGGGGAAUCACAUGACAGCACGGGCUGGCUCGGCGGCUGCUGUGCUGGGAGCUGCCGCUGCCCGCACCGCUGCCCGCGCAGACCAUGAGAGGAGGCUGCGGGGAGCCGGGCUGCUGCCGGGGCGCCGCGACCGCACUGAGCUGGAACUGCUAACGCGCCCGCGGCUGCUGCGGGGGGAGGACCAGCUCCCUCCUCCUCCUCCUCCUCCGCCUCCUCCGCAGCGCCACAGGGACCUGCCGACCCCGGGCAGCAGCGGCAGCCUCUCCAGCAGCAGCACCGCCACCACCCGCAGCAGCACCAUGGACCUUUCCUUCAUGGCUGCACAGAUUCCUGUUAUGGGAGGAGCCUUCAUGGACUCACCCAAUGAGGACUUUGGUACAGAAUACUCCUUGUUUAAUUCAUCGGCCAAUGUCCAUGCAGCUGCUUCAAUGCAGAACCAGCCAGAAGAGACAUCCCGCUCCUCAAACGAUGCCAUAUUGUUAUGGAUUGCAAUCAUAGCAACAAUUGGAAACAUUGUGGUUGUGGGAGUGGUGUAUGCCUUCACAUUCUAAGAAGACCGGAGACUGGAAUACUGCAGGAAUGGAUGGCUACAAGUGUGUUUGUUGUGCGUGUUUGUGUAUAUAUACAUGUAUAGCUAUAUAAAUAUAUAUAGAUAGACACAUUUUGUUAAUUAUAAGCUGCGAUAGUACUAGAAAUGAAGUGCAAGUUAUUAAACUUGAACUUCAGUAGCAAAGUUUGGAUGCAUUGGCAAAUUUUGUGGUGGUGAAAGCUUUAAUCAAGAACAGCCAAUACAUGUCACAUAUAAAUUUGAUGUGAAAGGCCAAUGUUGAUAUGCGAAAGACAAAAUGCAAGCGGGUUUUAUGUAAAAAAUGCUUAUUUCCUAUUGGUUGGAUUUUCUAGUAGCUCUUCUGUUUUUGUUUGUUCCUUUUGUUGAGUUUUUAAUCUGCUUUUGGGAUUGGUAUUUCUAUCACAACAUUAUAUGAAAAAUGCUCUGUAUCUUAUUCUCCAUGGAAAUCUAGUUAUCUAGAUGUCCAGAUGCACUGGAUGGUGGGCAUUGGCUCAAUUGUAAUUAACGGAUUUUCAGGAUUCUUGUGUGUUGAACUAAAAUACACACGAUCAGUUGGCUAUGUUUAAAGUGUAGAUAUUAUUAAUCUUAAAGCAGUGGGCAUGCAGGUGGAUGCAUGGCUGCUUUAACUAGGGCUCUCAUUCUAAAGACAGUGAGCAGAGAUGAUAUUCUGAGUGUUAAUACUGAAUCUGCUUGAUAUUUCUAGAACCUGUACUCCAGAGGAUGAAGUGCUGGCAAGUGAGUUUUAAAUGGGAGGGACAGAAGCUCCAAUUUCCAUCAGACUAUUGACAGCCAGAAAUGAUAAUGAUUAUAGUUCAUUGGACUGACCCCUUCUAGAAAAUAAAGACUGUGGAUCUUUUGGGUUCAUUAUGCUGAAAUCCAAAUUUCCCAUAAAAGCCAUGUGGUCAAAUAAGCUUUAUUUAUGAAUAAAAGAAAUUACUUAAAGUGCAGUAAUUCUGCAGCCUAAUUCACUGCCAGUGAUUCAUCUAUGGGGAUAAAUGAAUCACAAGGUUUACCAGAUAGCCCUACAGUGCACAUACAUAACCUCCCACGGUGAAUUGGGUACAUGAGUUACAUACAGUGGUGGGUUUCAGAGUAACAGCCGUGUUAGUCUGUAUUUGCAAAAAGAAAAGGAGUACUUGUGGCACCUUAGAGACUAACCAAUUUAUUUGAGCAUAAGCUUUCGUGAGCUACGUAGCUCACGAAAGCUUAUGCUCAAAUAAAUUGGUUAGUCUCUAAGGUGCCACAAGUCCUCCUUUUCUUUAUACAGUGGUGGGAUAUACGGAGCACUGGAGGGCAGUAGCUUAAGGAAAGUUGCUGAUAGACCUUGACAAAUGUUUACAUUUAGGCACUAAUAUGUUUCUAUGGCCGGAUAAUGAGGGGGGAAAUGUAAAAUCAAUUGUGCUAGCAAUUUUAUACAAAUAUUUGUAUUCAGUGUUCUAUUAAUGGGUAAUGUCUUUGUUGUAUUAAUCUUGUGAGCAAUGAUUUUUAAGGGCUGUAUCCAUCUAAAAUAAUCUGCAGCCUUCCUUGCCAAAGGAAGGGUGUGUGUAUAUAUAUAGGUGAUGGAUGUGAGCAUAGAGAAAUGGCAGCAGAUAAAUACUUUACACAAAACCUCUGUGUAUUGGACAGUUCUCCCUCUACUCUUGUCCCCUACAGCUGUUACCCUGAUUCCAGAAGGCCCUGUCUGUAGGCAUGGUGGAUAUUUUUGACACUUCUCUGUCACUCCGCUCAAGGCUGGAGUAAGAGCUGGUAAACGUAUGGACAGGUUUUGCUUUUAUUUUUCUCUCUAAACCAUUUUUCCUGCAGGGUUGGUGGAUAGUCACUCAAUCCAGAGCAAUAUGUCCUAAAUGAGCAUUUCAGCUUUUGCAUUUAUUUAUUGUUAGUCAAAGUAUUGGCCUGUAAAGCUGCCCUAGUUCUUUUGCAGCUGGCUCACUGUCAAUCAACUGCAAAGAUUCUUGAUCCAUGAAAUCACAGGAGAGGAUUCCCAAGGCCCUUUUCUAGGGGCCAUACCGUACUCUAUAUGGCUACCACUUCAGGAGGAAGGUGCAGUACCAUUCCACACCACUGAACCUCUGGAACCUGACUCCUGGUUAGACUAUAUGGAUGAUCGGUCACGGAGUAUCUGUGACAGACACCUGUGAAGCUGGUAUUUUAGAUGAUUGGCAUCCUACAAUGUCUACUCUCUCCUUUAUAGACAGAGGAUUUAGCAGGGGGAACAUCUGUUAAUGCUCAUGUGAAUUACAUACAUAAAUUCCCUACAUUCUGGUAAGAGAAUAAGCCAUUAAGUGCCAAAUCCUGUAGCCCAAGAAAGGCCCUGAAUGCAGUGAAAAUUAGUGUGGCAGGGUGCCUCUAAAGUAGACUCAAAGAGGAGGCAUUUGGGGGUAGGAUGAGUUAUGUCAGCCGUGCAUUUGUAGUCCCCUCCCCGCCCCCAUGUACAUGUGUAUGUAGUGGAAGAGCACAGCCCUCCAUGGAGCAGCCUGAUGAAGGAGACUUCAACCUCCCACCCCACCACCAAUAGCAACUGUCAAAUGAAGUCCUUAGUGCAAGGCCGAUCUAAUCAGGCUGUGAGCAGGGGAAAAGAUUUGGUCCUAAGUGUGUGUGUGGGCCUCCUGGGCUUUCCGUUUUAACACACUAAUAUAUGGUAGAACAGUUUAAUUCCAUGCCCUCAGCUAUAUCAGGUGUGUCACUAGCAUCAUAAUUGCAUCAUUAGUUAUUAAUAGGAUUUUUUGGUGCCUCAAUAAGGCUCUGCAGUGAUGCUACCUCAUGCAGUAAAACUAUUCUUGCAUGGUUGAUAGUAAAGCAUUUUCACCCUGAUUAAAACCAGUUAGACAAUAUUGUAUUUACCCAAUGGGAAUCUUUUGCUGCUCAGUGAAUUUGCCAGUAGAAUGCUUUGCCUAAACUUUUAAUUUUAAUCUAAAUGCAAUUAGCAAAGUUUAUCUUUAAUCUCCCAAAGUAUUGGACCAAAUUGAAAAGGUACAGUCAACCAUGAAAAAAAAAUACUUGAGAAUGAGUUGUUUUAAAAUGAGAGACACUGUCAUGUUGUCUUAUGCAAAGAGGUGCCCUACUUUCAUAUGAAGUCAACAGGAAUUGCAGAAAAGAUUCGAACGAACCAGUUCUCCCCCUGUCCUCUUCAUAUAUAUUUUUCAUCAUCAGAGUUGACUUGCCAGGAAGGGCCUGAUGUAACUUAAUGUAACUGAUUUAAGAGGGUGACAUAUAAAGUAGGGUAUCUAAGGAAAAUGUUUGCUCUUGCCGCAUCUCAGACUUGAAAGAUUGUAAAUGUGUAGUUAGCACUGUGAAUUCAGGAGAUUUCCACAAAAUAAAGGCAGGUGCUAUGGGAACUUUAUGAUUAAAAAAUAGCCUUCUCUAGGGAUAUAUUUGGACUGUUGAAUGAAAAGUCUGGGCAGUGUGUUGUCAAGCAUAUUAGGGAUGGGCUUGUACUGAGGCUGAAUCCCAUCAAACUAUGCAGAUAUGCAGCUCCAGAACCAGACGUUAGCUGUCUAGGUAUUUAUAACAGGAUCUCAAUGUGGUAGCUGAGCCUAAGAUCCAGAUACGGACUGGAACUUCACCGCUUGGCCCUCUCUUGGUAUUGGGCCAAACCAGAACAUGGAAUCCAAAUACCUCCACAUAUUGGGGAAUUUCAGAUUUGGAUCCAAUUCUGCAUCUAAACAUUGUAAAAUGGACCCAACUCCUAAUCCUGACUGGUGAAAGAAGCAGUUCUGGGAGAAUAAGUAGGGCCAAAGUAGAUGCUUUUGCAUCAGGAACUCUGUUAGACAGGAUCCACAUUAUAUACCUUUAACUGCAUUUUAGUGCUCUUCUUAAGCAGGUGUAUGCAAUGCCCUGACCUGUUCCAGCUAGCACUUACUGCUGACUGCACCAUAGUUACUAGUCACCUGUGGACUGUGUAACAGACCUCACCCUCUUUGGGAUGUAGUAUGAGCUUCAGCAUGUCAAUCAGGAAUUUCUGCUUGUGCAUUUGUGUGGGCUGGGGAACCAUUCUACGUGGCUAUUUGGCAGGAGAGGAGAAGCCCCUCCGCAAUUCUCCCUGGGCCCCCUUGCACACCAACGCAGGAGUCAGCUCAAGGAUUAGUUCUAAUCAGUAUUAAAAUAGAGGCACGUAACACAAACAAAUGACAAUGAGAUACUCAGUGACACGCAGAGAGUCUUCAUAGUUGUAUUAGGCCUUUGUAGUGGAGAAGGCAGAACACCUUAUAAAUCUAGCAUACGACCUCUAGCUGUAUAAAUGCCACACCUUGCACAUGCAUGUAGUAACAAUAUCUGUCUUGUUCAAGGUUGUAAAUGUACCUCAGCUUGGGUGGAGCAAGGAAAUGGACUGGACGAUCUUCCGUAACUUCUACUGGCUCUCAACCUUUCCAGACUACUGUACCCUUUUUAGGAGUCUGAUUUGUCUUGAGUACCCACAAGUUGCACCUCACUUAAAAACUACUUGCUUACAAAAUCAGAGAUAAAAAUACAGAAGUGUCACAGCACACAGUUACUGAAAAAAUGGCUGACUUUCUUAUUUUUACCAUAUAAUUAUAAAAUAAAUCAAUUGAAAUAUAAAUAUUGUAGUUACAUUUCAGUGUAUAGUAUAUAGAGCAGUAUAAACAAGUCAUUGUAUGAAAUUGUAGUUUGUACUGACUUCGCUAGUGCUUUUUUGUACCUGUUAUAAAACUAGGCAAAUAUCUAGAUGAGGUGAUAUACCCUGUAUUAGACCUCUACGUACCCCUGGUUGAGAAUCACUGUUUGAGGGCUCUAUGCUCAUGUAUCUCACUAUUUUAAGAAUGAUUUGACCAUGAGCAGCCACCAUCCCAACUGAGCUGCCCUGUUGGCAUUUUAGCAAAGAGACAAAGGAUUGAACAGGUAUGGAGACUGCUGGUUCCUCCAGGUCAGGAAGAAGGCAUGUUAGAAGGGAGAGGUGAGGGGGGGAAGCUUACAGAGCUGCCCCUGCUGUCCUUGUUCUCUUUGGCCUCCAUCGCUAUUAAUCCAGUACAUGUCCCCAGCACUAACAUUCCUUUACAACAAAAUGAGAGAGGUGGAAAACAUGCCUGUUUCCCUGCAAAUGUGGUUUGAAAUCCAUCAUUUCCCUUUGUUAACAAACUGACAACAAGCAAAAUGGGGGAAAGAGAUGGCUCGUGUGUUGCAAGCAAUUUAGAUCACCAUUUAACAGGGCUCAGUCCUGCAAGCUGCUGCACGCUGUUGUCAGGCGCUGAGCCCCCUCAACUCUCCCCAACUUCAGUGAGAGCUAGGGACACUCAGCAUCUUUCAGGAGUGCUCAGCACCAUUCAAGAAUGAGAUGAGAGAGGAGACAAGCUAGACAAAUAUCUGCUUCAGAUACGCCCAUAUCAAGCCAACUGGAAACUUUUCUACUGUGGGUGAGUCCAAUCCAAAUAAAGCCACAGUCUUUGUUCAGUGAGCCACUAUAUCUUUUCUCUAUUAUUAACAGCCUCCUGUUUAAUAUCCUGCCAUUAUUCAAUUCUUAAUAUCCUCUUUGCAUUGUCCUGCAGGAAGCUAGUAACUAUUAAUUUAACACAGCUCCACUUUUUACACCAUGUCCCAGCAAGUAUAAUUUUACUGAGUUUCCUGUGGCUAAUCACAGAAGUAGAUCUGGAAAAUGACAUUUUGUUAAAAAAAUAUAAUUUUUGUUAAUAAAAAGAAUUGGCCAAAAUCAAAACCCCAGGUAGAAACACUUCUGAGCUUUGGGGUUUUGAUAUCUGGAACUGAAUUUCAUCUCACUAAUGCUAGGGAAGAUAAAGGGCAUCCCGUGUUUCCCCUAGUUGUAUAAAGUCCCAUGCAGAAUUCAGAGCUCUGUUAACUAGCAUUCUGUUCCUGUGCUCCCAAUUCAUUUACUCUGAUCUCUGUUCACACAAGAGCUGGACAUCCCAGGGGGACAUCGUGUACAGCUGCUCCUCCCUAUUUCUGUUGUUGAGACUCCUGAGGGAAGCACUUAUAUUUACCCUGUUGCUGGCACUAGCAACUGUGGCCAGGGAUCAAGACUGAGCUAUGUGUACCUUACUUAAUCACCACAGGAAAAGCAUAGGAGAAUUUAUGCUGGGCAUGGAAGAUGAGGGGUUGUCCCUCCUUAGGCCCAGCCUUAGGCACGUCCUACACAGGUUGGAGCAUCCUGGUGCCUGCUUUAAACCAUGCCAGCUUUCAUGGUCCCCUAGCUGGGGAUUGCUGGAGUACAUUGAGCUCCUCAUGCCCACCUCUCUCAUCCCUCCCUACCUCCUAUAUAGCCCCUGCACCAAAGGCUGUGGAGUGAGAUAGUGUAAGAAGCAACCAUUCUGUGUUGACUGAGGACUCCCACACACAUCAGGAAUCCCCAGCAGCUGUGCUCUCUUUGUGCUGCCUGAAAGUCACAAAGCGGGUAGAGUGAGGCCAAGAAUCUACCUUUCCAUAUCAAAAGCGAUACGCGCCUUCGCAGAAUGAAGUGAGUGACAUUUUUAUAUGGUCCCAGUCUAUUCCAGAGUAUUUAGGCUUGGCCUGUGACAACAGGUAGGUUAUUUUGAGGGUGUCAAUUAUCCUAGUCAAUUUUGUGACAGGUUGUGUGUGUCUGUCAUGUCUGCAUUGGCUGAAAGAAGCCAAAACAAACCUGACGGGCUUACACAAUAGACCAGCGAUUUGACAAGCACGAUUGACCUCUGUCAGAACUAACCCACAAGCUAUGGUAUUUGAGGCCUAUCUAUUACAUCAGAGCUGCUUGCUGCUGAAUAUUCAGUGGAAGGGGAGAAAACAUUUAUUUCUGAAUGGCUUGGCAUUUAGGCCCCUUUAAGCUGAUGUUUUUUCCUCUUUUGUUAAUUCUUUUUCUCCUGAUCUUGUUAUUGCAGUCACUCAUUUUGGGAACUAUCAUAACACUUAGCCAGGAAGACUCCCCUAAAUUAUAAAAUCUGCUUGUAACAGAAAAGCCUUUGAGCACACUAGGUCUCCGUAGCAUAUUGCAGGGUCCAGCCCCAAAGACAGGUUCUCCUUGAAGUUCAUGGACAUGUUCAAGAUGUUGUUGCCAAGGCAACUAGCCCUUUAACAUGAGCACAACCUUGUUUGCUCAUCAUCUGGAAGGCUUAACAAAGUCAGAAAAUCCCAAAAGGCCUUCUUUGUUAGAUCUGUCCUGUACUUCCUAUGCAAGGUGGUGUGGCUGGCGUGGUGCGGGGGUGGAAGUCUUCAGGUACAGAAACGGCAAAAAAGGCCUCCAAUUUUGGCAAAAUGUUUGAGGAAAGAUUUAUUAUGUAAAGCCCUAUGAUGUCUAUAAAGGGAUAUGAACAACAAUAGAAAAUUAUAUAACAGACAGAUCUCAUCCAUAAAUAGUUAAUGAAGAAGCAUUAUUUGCAUAAUGCUAACACCACCAGCUGUUAUAUAGAACUUGACAGUGGUAGCUCUCAAAAUGCUUUAUAAGGGAGGUCAGAAUCCUUUUUCUCAUUUUACAGAGGAAGUAUAACUAAGUCUCUGAGAGCUGAAACAAUUUGCUCAACAUCAUCCAGCAGACCAGGGGAAGAGCCAGGGCUAGGACUGAGGUCUCACAAUUCCCUGUCAAGGGCACAGUCCUUUAGGCCAUACUGUCUCCCUUGACUGUUUUAUUUCAAAUGCACCUUCCUUUAAAGUAUCUGGCUAUAACAAAUCAAACACAACAUGACACAAUUCCUUUAUUUUGUUAUCUUCCCCCAUUGGUAUUUUUUGAAAAUCUCCCUUUGGGGCACAUGAGUUAAUUCCCAAUCAGCCCAUCCAGUUGAUUGGGAACCAGAAAUAGUCUUCAUCCCUUCUCUCAAUUUUGCAGACCUUCCAAAUACUGCUCGAGAAAGUCCAGGGAAGUAAGAGCAUCUUCCCUUCCCAUAGGUAAGUGUUUGUUACCAAGGGCCAUACAAAACAACCCAAUAGUUCCACAAGCCAGACAAUACAUUGGGGGCCUCUGAGUCAUGGCACCACUAUGCUGCGACUUCCUUUGAGACCUCUUUCCACUCAGCUUCCCAAGAACUUAGUUCAACUCCAAACUUUGUCACACAGGUAUCUGUAUUUGGCACAGCAACACUAUGCUGAGUUGAUCAGACUCAAACGUCAGGGGUGGAUGCAGGGUACAUCACUUAUCUAAAGUUACACAGAAAACCCUUUCCCUUUUUAUACAUUUACACUUCUCACUGCAUUUACUAUACAUUGCAUCGUGCAUAUUUAUAUUGGCUUGGUUACAGUGUAGGAACCAUCCCUGGACAGCAUGCGCUGUUCAUGCCUUGUCCAUGCUCAGCCUACUCUUUACCGCAUCUUCACAUUCCUGACUUAUCUUGUCCAUUGUUAUCUUGUUCAUGGUAAAUGAUUCCUUGGGCGUUCCCCCUGUUAUCUGAGCUAGCUCAGACAUUCUCUUUUAGCCUACUGACCCAUUUAUUUAUCAUCGUUACCACAAAUAUUUCAUCUUCAUUCUGCUAAUCAAUUUCCCUCUCUAAUCUUGUCUUCCAAGAAAUGAGGUUUCCCCCAUAUUUAAUUACUUAUGUCAAGCCAGGCUUACAUUCCUACCUCUUCCCAUUUAUAGCAUCUAUGCUCAUCAAUAUUUGUGCAGCUUAAACAUGCCUGCUGCCUGAGUAAAUAGAAGCUCAGCCUUUACCAGCAGGCUGGCACCCACAAGUGCAAGCUCCUACCUAGCCAGCUUUUAGUAACCAGCCUCCUUUGAACCUGGCUCUGUGGAUGAGGGGAAAGCAGUGGACGUGUUAUUCCUUGACUUUAGCAAAGCUUUUGAUACGGUCUCCCACAGUAUUCUUGCCAGCAAGUUAAAGAAAUAUGGGCUGGAUUAAUGGACUAUAAAGGGGAUAGAAAGCUGGUUAGAUCGUCGGGCUCAACGGAUAGUGAUCAAUGGCUCCAUGUCUAGUUAGCAACUGGUAUCAAGCAGAGUGCUCCAAGGGUUGGUCCUGGGGCCGGUUUUGUUCAAUAUCUUUAUUAAAGAUUUGGAGGAUGGCAUGGACUGCACCCUCAGCAAGUUUGCAGAUGACACUAAACUGGGAGGAAUGGUAGAUACGCUGCAGGAUAGGUGUAGGAUACAGGGGGACCUAGACAAAUUGGAGGAUUGGGCCAAAAGAAAUCUAAUGAGGUUCAACAAAGACAAGCGCAGAGUCCUGCACUUAGUAUGGAAGAAUCCCAUGCACCGCUACAGCCUAGGGACCGAAUGGCUAGGCAGCAGUUCUGCAGAAAAGGACUUAGGGGUUACAGUGGACGAGAAGCUGGAUAUGAGUCAACAAUGUGCCCUUGUUGCCAAGAAGGUUAAUGGCAUUUUGGGCUGUAUAAGUAGGGGCAUUGCCCGCAGAUUGAGGGACGUGAUCGUUCCCCUCUAUUCGACAUUGGUGAGGCCUCAUCUGGAGUACUGUGUCCAGUUUUGGGCCCCACACUACAAGAAGGAUGUGGAAAAAUUGGAAAGAGUCCAGCAGAGGGCAACAAAAAUGAUUAGGGGACUGGAACACAUGACUUAUGCGGAGAAGGUGAGGGAACUGGGAUUGUUUAGUCCGCGGAAGAGAAGAAUGAGGGGGGAUUUGAUAGCUGCUUUCAACUACCUGAAAGGGGGUUCCAAAGAGGAUGGAUCUAGACUGUUCUCAGUGGUAGCAAAUGAUAGAACAAGGAGUAGUGGUCUCAAGUUGCAGCGGAGGACGUCUAGAUUGGAUAUGAGGAAAGACUAUUUCACUAGGAGGGUGGAGAAGCACUGGAAUGGGUUACCUAGGGAGGUGGUGGAAUCUCCUUCCUUUGAGGUUUUUAAGGUCAGGCUUGACAAAGCCCUGGCUGGGAUGAUUUAAUUGGGGAUUGGUUCUGCUUUGAGCAAGGGGUUGGACUAGAUGACCUCCUGAGGUCCCUUCCAACCCUGAUAUUCUACGAUUCUAUGAAACCCAGUCCUCAUGUAAUUCUGCAACUGGAACUAGGGUAUUAUGAUUACUAAUAGAAAAUGCGGGGGGGAGGGAGAGAAGGAUGCUGAUGGUGUAGCACUAAGGGCAGCAUCCCAGAAAGUGGAAAAAUCUUAUGCAUACCCACAUUGUUGUUGUUAUUAUUUGUUUGUUUCUGGUAGCAUUAACAAUGUGCUAGGCACUGUACAUACACAAAAUCUUAUGCAUACCCACAUUGUUGUUGUUAUUAUUUGUUUGUUGCUGGUAGCAUUAACAAUGUGCUAGGCACUGUACAUACACAAAAGAAGACAGCCACUGAUUCAAAGAGCUUCCCAUCAAGCAAUUCAGUUUAAAGGGUUCUGAGGAUAAAAUUCCUGAUGAAGUAAGAGUUUGUCUAAGAAUAAUGCGUGGCUGUGUUGAUGUCAAUGUCUAAACUCCCAUUGGCAUCAGUGGGGCCAGAAUUUUACCCAAUGUGAAAUCAUACUCCUCAGUGUAUCUGUGGUCAGAGCAGGUGUUUGGAGCUCACAUGUCAGGGUAUUUGUGGCCCAUCUUAUCUCCAAUAAGUACCAGAACUCUAGCAGCCAGAACUAAAUGUUUUUGGAUGUUGAAUACUGAUCAAUAUAAUACUGUUGAAUAUUGACCAAUAUCAUAUUGCAUUUAAAUAUUCUAGCAAGCCCUGGAAAUGCAAAUUUUCACAGCUAAUGUAAUGUUGGACUUAUACAGUAAUUUGCUUAUAUUAAAUUGUGUAUUGCAAUUUUUUCUUUACAUGGAGAGAACCCUUUCUGUUAAGGGUUGAGGUAAUAUUCUGUAUCCAACAAACAAUCGAAUCUGGCUCCAAUGGAGCAGGAGAAUCCAGAGCCCCAGGAAUACGGAGACUUUCUUCCAAAGCCUAAUACACUGUCAUCUUGACUUUUUUUUCCAGGUGUCUGGCAAAGUGAUAUUUUAAAAAAUAUUAUAGGAAGUUACUGAAUAGACUGUUCAUACUUUAUCAUGUUUCAUUGUGCUGUAAUCAGCGUGGGUAGCACAAAUAGAUCAGACAGAUUCUAUGGGACCCUUUUCCAUAAUAGAGCCAGAGAUGGAGUACUGACCUUACACCAGUAUACGGCAUUAUGAUAAAACCAUCAUCGUGGAUUUAAACUGCACCAGGCACUCAAAUCCAAUGAAACAAUCAUGUCAGUCUCUUUGGGUGACUUUUCAAUACACAAUCUUUUUGUGAUGUAGUGAAAUAAGACAUGUCUUUGUAUGUCAUCAUUUGGUAUGUGGACCUGUCCCUAAAUAUUUUCCUAUGGUUCCAUUUUACAGUGUGUUUAAUUUUGCCUCUUCCAAAAAUAAUGAUGGGCCAGUUUUGAUACAGAUAUUGCUAUCUAUUAACUCUUUUCCUCUUGGCUGUUCUUCAGGUUGACAUGGGGGCAGGAUUGAGACCAGCAAAGGCUAACAUAUCAUUCAGUUAAAGAAAAAUAACCUGAAUUGAAAUACUUCUGGAGUCCUGUUAUUAUAAUUUAUUUUUUGUAUUCGUGUUGUGCCUCAGAGUCCUAGUCAUAAAACAGGCCCUCAUUGUGCUAGAAGUUCUGCAAACACAGAACAAAAAGAUGAUUCCUGACCUUAGCGGCUCCUAAGCCACAGAUAUUUAAAACUCUGGGAUCUCUUUUGCCCUCAGGUGUUCAUUGAAGCAAAUGUAUGAACAUUCCUAAAGGCCAUCCACCUGCGUCAACACGUGGGGGAACAUCAUGGGCCCAGAAGUGAAGUGGGACAGCCCCAGCAGCAAGGGAGGGAGACACUCACAGAGGGAUAGCUGGUAGCUCCUCCAGCACCUCGGAGUCUCUGGUGCCCUUUGGGGGAGUAGGGCAUUGAUUGGGCCAUUCAGAGAUGUAACCUGGAGCCUGGUCCAUGUGGACCCUUUUUCAAUUCCAUUCCAGCAAAUGAUAUGUGAUCAUUCCUAAAUCAACUUCUGACCAAACACCAUGGAUGUGGGAACUUGCUUGGAACUUUUCUGACAGAACUGAAAAAAAGUUUAAUAGCAAGGCAGUGAAAGAACCCUUCAAGGCACCUUCAAACACAAACUGAUCCUGCUGCCACUGGAAUCAGUGGAAGCAGACAGCUAAACUAUGUGCGUAAUUUUACUCACACAAGUAGCCUCUUUGAUGUCAAUGGGAUUAUUCAUAUGAGUAAAAUUAAACUGUUUGCAGGAUCAAAGCCUAAAAUUCAUACUGGGUUAUUAGGUUCCUCCCUUCACAAGAAUGCCUACAGCCCCAAUGCUGCAAGCUGGUCCAUGCAGACAGAACCUUUCCCUCUUGUGAGCCCCCAUUGGCUUGACUAAAGUUCCUUGCUGAUAAAAUGGGUCUGCCUGUACAGAAUAGCUUGCAGGACUGGAGCCUUAAAUCUCUUUUAUAUCUCUAAAAUCUUUGUUAUUUAAAAAGAAAUCAGAUCAAUGUAUUUUUUAAAUGAAUGGGUAAUAGAAAAUCUGAGAAUUUUGAUAGAUGGGGCAGAGGGGUGUAUAAUAUAGCAAAUUUGUAACUUGCCUUCUCCUUCCAUUUCUGCUUGCUUGUGGAGUGUCUGAACUUAAUCACGUGAAGCCUUGCUUCCAUUCUGAAGUUGACAAGCCCUUAACUGGGUACAAAAUCUCAAUAGAGUUUGUAGGUGAUGUAAAUUGGUCAAAGAGAUAGCUUUGUUACCUAGCUUGCAGUGUAUUUCUUUUUUUCAAUUUUGGUUAGCUUUUCAUUUCAAUUACCACUUGCAGAAUUUUUGCAAAAAUUCAGACUAAUUCCACUGAUGUUGUCCAAGCUUCACCCAAACUCUUGUUGUUUUAGGAAGCUAAACCUUCCUUUUAAUCCUAUUUAAGGCACAGGCUUUCUCAAGAGUCCUUUGGUAUUGGUACCAUUUUUAUUAAGUAUCUUUCACAAUAUAAUGUUCAUGUUCUUUCUCUCUGCUACUUCUUUCUCUGCUUAGUUUGCUUUGAAGGGGCUUCACUGUUCUGUUUUAUAUUGUAUGGGUUGGUUUACAGAAACUUUAUUCUUGUAAUGAAUUGUUCUUGAAAUGUGGAUUUAUCUGUACAGAUACAAAAUUUGAAAAGUGUUCUGUGUCUAAUUGGAUUUUUCAUAAUUUAUUGUGAUCCUUGCUGGUAUAGUAAACAGAAAAAUGUUCUUUUAAACUUCUGCUACAUUCACUUCCUAGUUAUUUAACUGGCUUCACUAUGUAUUUACUUAUUACUACUUGUUUACUCUUUUUACUAUAAUGAGAAUAACAAAAUUUGUUAAUGUAAGAUUAAAUUUGUGCUUUUUCUUGAUAAAGUUCUUGAAAUUGA
This is a messenger RNA of Caretta caretta (loggerhead turtle), 13841 nucleotides long. It is a transcript of the gene C6H14orf132, whose product is annotated as chromosome 6 C14orf132 homolog. Lineage: Eukaryota; Metazoa; Chordata; Testudines; Cheloniidae. The record is from RefSeq and is a predicted model, not a curated record.